AUGACUUUUACGUCUUCGAAUUUAACCUUUAAAUCUCUUAAUUAUGGUUCAAACCGAGAAAAUAUUAGUAUUGGUGAAGAUACCAUCAAGUUGGUCACCAACAAAAAUGGAACUUACGAUGUGCCAGAGAAGAAAAUUUUAAUCAAAGUUCAUUCAGCCGCGCUUAACCCAGUAGACGUGGUUUUAUACAACUCUGCACAUCCUCUAUUGUCAUACUUUUUCGGCAAGCAGGGUUUUGGAAGAGACUACUCUGGAACAAUUGUAAAAAUUGGCGGUGUUGCAGCAAAGAAGUUUGAUUUCAAAGUUGGCGAUGAAGUGUGUGGAUUGUAUAUGCAUCCAUUUGGCAAAGGAACUUGUAGCGAAUAUGUAAUGGUUGAUCCUACAGUUGACAAGGCUAUUGGCUUGAAGCCUAAAAAUUUGACUAUGGAAGAAGCUAGUUCUUGGCCCUUGGUUUAUGGAACGGCUGAAGGUAUGCUCGGAGUAAGGAAUGCCAAACAUAAACCGGAACUUAACGAGCAAAGUAAAGUUUUAAUAAUUGGAGCUUCAACUUCUGUCGGAAGAUACCUCCUUCAAAUCUGUUCCAAGAAAUACCACAUCAGUGACAUUGUAGCUGUUUGCUCAUCCAAGUCCGAACAAGCUGUUCGCGAACUUGGUGCUACUAGUAUUAUCGAUUACACUAAAUUGUCGAAGGAUCAAGGAGGAAUUUACCCUCCAGCAAAGGAGCUUGCGGCAUCUGGCAAGUUCGAUUUGAUUUUGGACUGCGUAGGAAACUCCGAUUUCUUGAACGAUACUCGUAUGGGAAAUACUCUUAAGUCUAAUGGUGAUUAUGUUACUAUUGUUGGUGAUAUUAAGACUGAAUAUGGCACUAGGACUAUUAUGAAAAUUAUGAAAAAUUGGGACCCAUUGUUCAGAAAGAUAAGAGAACUACUUGGUCGGUUGCCAUAUAGCUACCAUGUAGUCCUCACCGAACCAGAGAAAGAGUGGACUGAUAGAGCAAUACAAGGUUUUGAGGAUGGAACGCUUCAGGUUCAAGUUGAUAGCGUUUACGACUUUGAAGACUAUGGAAAAGCUAUUGAUAGAUUGAAGUCCAACAGAGCGACUGGAAAGGUCGUUAUUAGGAUUUGA
Dujonia railenensis is the source of this 1125-nucleotide messenger RNA. The record is from the annotation of a GenBank genome assembly. Lineage: Eukaryota; Fungi; Ascomycota; Pichiomycetes; Serinales; Debaryomycetaceae.